GUGGAAAUAGAUGACGAAGAGGUCAAAUCAGCAAGUCGAUUGUGUUAUAAUUGCACUGAUAAAUAUGAUGGAUUUACAUGUCCAUUCCCGAUUCCCGAUUAGCAUCAGAAUCGACUAACAAAAAUGUGAACAGUAGUUUCGCAACGCGCGUUAGUUUAGCGAAGGAAACUCUCUGUUCAAGUUGUUACGCUUGAGCAAAGAUUACUGUGCUGGAAAUAGUAUUUGUUCCAUCCAUGUUAGUUAUGUUUUAAUAACGAGGUUUUAUUGCGAAUAACAAAAAUCAUCGAUACGAAAUAGAAGUGUACCGUGACAUGUAAAUUGUAGAAGUGUAGUUGACGGUUUUCGUUUUAAGACUGACUCUGAUGAUUCGCGACAUCAACUUUCUGCCUGUCUCGAGAAACACCAUGUUUUUUCAAUGAGGGCUUAUCGGCUCUACAAAAAGGGCUGACUCAGAAUAGUUGCUUGCUGCUAAUCGUCAGAGGAUGACGAAGAUCCUCCCUUUUGAGGAGGCGGAUUAUAAAAAACCCCGUGUUUAAAUAACUUUGAGAAAAAUCACGAAAGAGCUUAUUGCAUUGUUAUAUUCUAAUUAGAACUUAAAAUCUAUUUCUUCGCGACAAUCACGAAUGUGUGACGCAACAUUGUCUGUUGAAGCGUACAAAAAUAAUAACGAAACCAAUUACGUUGAGACAAUUAUAAAAUAAUUCGUUUGAACCAAAAAUUCGUACUGAACUGUGCCCUCCCGUUCAUUGGGGGGGGGGGUCAAACCUACGCAACAAGAGAGCUGGGGUCGUGGAUUCGUCGCUUAGUUUUUUGCCAGCAGUUAAUUGGCAACCCACUGUCAUGUAAUUAGAAUUCCAGAAUUUGAGUAAUUUGAUGUUUCGAAAAAUAUUAAAGAUGGUAGAAAAAUGAGAUUUUCGCAGACAGCCAAAUUGACAGUGAGAAGAAAAGAAGUGAAAAAGCACUCUUUACAGCAAAUGCAAUUUUCCAAAGAUUGUUAAUCAAGAGUCUUGGUCGCGAGUUCCACAAGUGAGUUUCAACGGAACACUUUUAUCGCGAGGACACCAUAAUUGCAUGGAAUACACACUCCAGCCGAAUAGUUGUUUACGGAUGAGACAGAAGUCCACGUUUCUUUUGGAAACUCGGGUCGCCGACUGUCUAUUUGUAAGAAAAGGAAAGUCUUUUCCUUGUUGCAGCAAGAUGUCAGGAUUUCUACUCCCUUUAUGCAUCCUCGCGAUAUACAGCCCGAUUUCCAGUGGGUCUGACUCGGUAGAGUCUAUAACAAAUAAAAGAGACGUAACAUCCUACCAAUCAAAGGCGGCUUCUUUGUGGAGUCGAGAUGCCUCAGAAUCAUCGAGGAUCGAGCCGUCGCACUACAGCAAACGUGCCACGGAAGAACUUCGGAAGAACCCAUCGCUGUCAACGCCUGGCGAAUGUGUCCGGGACUGCAAAGAGGGUGACCCACCCCGGACGUGUUAUUACCACUUCACCCUCGAACUCUACUCCGUCCUUGGAGGUGCUUGCGAUCUCUGCACUCCGAAUGCAAGCAACGCUAUCUGGAGCAGCUGCCAAUGUGUCAUGGCUGAUGGCGUUGAACGAGGACUCCUCACUGCCAACAGAAUGUUACCUGGGCCGAGUAUCCAGGUUUGCGAAGGCGAUAAAGUCGUUAUUGAUGUUGAAAACAAAAUGAUGGGUCUAGGGGUCACUCUCCAUUGGCAUGGCCUCUUCCAAAAAGGAUCUCAGUACUACGACGGAGUUCCUUAUGUCACCCAAUGCCCUAUUGCCUCCGGGAACACUUUCAGGUACCAAUGGAUGGCUGCAAUUGGAAACGCUGGUACUCAUUACUGGCACGCUCACACCGGUCUCCAGAGAAUGGACGGACUUUACGGCAGCAUAAUCGUUCGACAGCCACCCAGCAGAGAUCCCAAUAGCAACCUCUAUGACUACGAUCUUCCGACUCACGUUGUUUUGAUCAGUGAUUGGAUGCACGGAUAUUCCGCUGAAAAAUAUCCUGGACAUUAUCACGCCGACACAGGACAAGACCCUGACAACGUUCUCAUCAACGGCAGAGGACAAUUCAGAGACCCCCACACAGGAUCCAUGGCCAACACUACCCUGGAAGUGUUCACCAUUGAGCCCCAUCAUCGCUAUCGUUUCCGGUUGAUCAACGCCUUCGGUUCCGUUUGCCCGGCUCAAAUUACUUUCCAAGGUCAUCAGCUCACACUUAUCGCGACCGAUGGAGAACCCGUGCAUCCGGUGCGAGUCGACAGUAUCAUAUCUUUCGCGGGAGAGCGUUACGAUUUUGUUAUAAACGCUAAUCAAACCCCGGGAGCUUAUUGGAUUCAACUUCGCGCUCUCGGAGAAUGCGGAACCAAAAGGAUCCAAAAUUUCGCCAUACUCCGUUACGCUGAAAAACUUGAGCAGCCACGCUCCUCAGCCCCAAGUUAUGAUCGUGGUCUUCCGGAGGGUGUCGUUCUCAAUCCUGUGGACGCCAUUUGUCAUAUACCGCGGAAGGACGCUGUUUGCGUGAGCCAGUUGAAGAAUGCUCGUCCCAUUGACAAGGGCAUUCUUCAGGAACGUCCGGACGUCAAAAUAUUCUUGCCGUAUCGUUUCUACUUUUACAAACUCCACGAAGUCUUCCAGCCCAACACUUACAAUCGCUUCUUGGUUCCACCUCCUUCUACCCACCUGGAAUCUUUGGUCGACGGAAUAUCUUUCGCUAGUCCACCAGCUCCUCCGAUUUCCCAGAUCGAUGAUAUCCCACCGGAACAGUUUUGCAACGGCGACAAGAAGCCAGCUAAUUGUGGCACUAACUGCGUGUGUACUCACAAAAUCGAUAUUCCUAACAACGCAAUCGUCGAGGUUGUUCUAGUCGACGAAGUACAACAACCGAAUCUUUCGCAUCCGUUCCACUUGCACGGGUACACGUUCAACGUGAUCGGUAUGGGAAGAUCGCCGGACAAGAACAUCAAAAAGAUCAGCCUUAAACACGUGCUCGAUCUCGACGAGCGUGGACUAUUGCACAGGGAGUUCAACCUUCCACCUUCAAAGGAUACGAUCGCGGUGCCGAACAACGGUUACGUCUUGCUGCGAUUUCGUGCCGACAAUCCUGGUUAUUGGCUCUUCCAUUGUCAUUUUAUGUACCACAUAGUGAUCGGCAUGAAUUUAAUAUUCAACGUUGGCACGAACGCUGAUCUUCCACCAAUACCUUCAAAUUUUCCAACCUGCGGAAAUUUCCUGCCACCGAUAACGUCGCCGAAUUAGCCACGAAGGAAGGAAAAGUUGCCAAAUACUGUAACGUGUGAAUUCUUAAAUAAAAGGAAAACCCGAAAA
This is a messenger RNA of Venturia canescens, 3330 nucleotides long. RefSeq names its product laccase-5-like. Gene Ontology annotation, molecular function: oxidoreductase activity; copper ion binding. NCBI's taxonomy places the organism in Eukaryota, Metazoa, Arthropoda, Insecta, Hymenoptera, Ichneumonidae. Bases 1072 to 3261 code for a protein of 729 amino acids. The record is from RefSeq and is a predicted model, not a curated record. The transcript has 12 exons.